Messenger RNA from Elephantulus edwardii (Cape elephant shrew), 1637 nucleotides. RefSeq names its product G protein-coupled receptor 37 like 1 (gene GPR37L1). Lineage: Eukaryota; Metazoa; Chordata; Mammalia; Macroscelidea; Macroscelididae. The coding region runs from base 84 to 1493 and encodes 469 amino acids. The transcript is spliced from 2 exons. Gene Ontology annotation, biological process: positive regulation of MAPK cascade; adenylate cyclase-inhibiting G protein-coupled receptor signaling pathway. Gene Ontology annotation, molecular function: G protein-coupled peptide receptor activity. Gene Ontology annotation, cellular component: plasma membrane; signaling receptor complex. The record is from RefSeq and is a predicted model, not a curated record.
CUGCCACGCUCGCUUCUGCCCAGCAGCCCGGCUCCUGCCCUCACCUGCUCUGUCUGGGGCAGCUGCCUCUUGCACGUCUGGCCAUGUGGCGCCUGUGGCCCCUGGCUGUCUCUCUUGCUGUGGUAUUGAGUGUGGGGAUAGGCAGUCACCAUGCAACGGCCUUGGAGCAGCAGAGCCGACCCAAGAGGGGCACCGAAGAUGAGGAGGCCAAGGGGGUGCAGCAGUAUGUGCCCCAGGAGUGGGCUGAGUACCCUCGGCCCAUCCAUCCUGCUGGCCUGCAGCCCACCAAGCUCUUGGUGGCCACCAGCCCCAACCCAGACAAAGAUGGGGGCACUGCAGGCAAUGAGCAGGAGCUUCGGGGCAAUCUGACAGGGAUGCCAGGGCGGAGGCUGCAGAUCCGGAACCCCCUGUACCCGGUGACCGAGAGCUCCUACAGUGCCUACGCCAUCAUGCUCCUGGCCCUGGUGGUGUUCGCCGUGGGCAUCGUGGGCAACCUGUCUGUCAUGUGCAUAGUGUGGCACAGCUACUACCUGAAGAGCGCGUGGAAUUCCAUCCUGGCCAGCCUGGCACUCUGGGAUUUCCUGGUCCUCUUCUUCUGCCUCCCGGUUGUCAUCUUCAAUGAGAUCACGAAGCAGAGGCUGCUGGGUGACGUUUCCUGCCGCGCCGUGCCCUUCAUGGAGGUCUCCUCUCUGGGCGUCACCACCUUCAGCCUCUGUGCCCUGGGCAUUGACCGCUUCCACGUGGCCACCAGCACCCUGCCCAAGGUGAGGCCCAUCGAGCGGUGCCAAUCCAUCCUGGCCAAGCUGGCUGUCAUCUGGGUGGGCUCCAUGACGCUGGCCGUGCCCGAGCUCCUGUUAUGGCAGCUGGCACAGGAGCCUGCCCCCGUCUCGGGCACCGUGGACUCCUGCAUCAUGAAGCCUUUGGCCAGCCUGCCUGAGUCCCUCUACUCACUGGUGAUGACCUAUCAGAACGCCCGCAUGUGGUGGUAUUUUGGCUGCUACUUCUGCCUGCCCAUCCUCUUCACGGUCACCUGCCAGCUGGUGACGUGGCGGGUGCGGGGCCCUCCGGGGAGGAAGCCGGAGUGCCGGGCGAGCCAGCACGGGCAGUGUGAGAGCCAGCUCAACAGCACGGUGGUGGGCCUGACGGUGCUGUACGCCUUCUGCACCCUCCCGGAGAACGUCUGCAACCUCGUGGUGGCUUACCUCUCCACCGAGCUCACCCGUCAGACCCUGGACCUCCUGGGCCUCAUCAACCAGUUCUCCACCUUCUUCAAGGGCGCCAUCACGCCGGUCCUCCUCCUGUGCAUCUGCAGGCCGCUGGGCCAGGCCUUCCUGGAUUGCUGCUGUUGCUGCUGCUGCGAGGAGUGUGGGGUCUCGGAGGCCACAGCCGCCAACGGCUCGGACAACAAGCUCAAGACGGAGAUGUCUUCCUCCAUCUACUUCCACAAGCCCAGGGAGUCUCCCCCGCUCCUGCCCCUGGGCACACCGUGCUGAGGCCAGGCCGGGGCUGGGAGGCACAGAGCAGGGCCAGAGGGAGCGAGGAGAGGCACCACCUCCAGCCUGGGCCUGCUAGGUCCUGCUUUGCUGCACCCGUCUUGCUGACUGGAAAGGAACUGGAUUUCCCUUGUUGAGCUUUGG